Molecule: messenger RNA, 3797 nt
Organism: Lutra lutra (Eurasian river otter)
Lineage: Eukaryota; Metazoa; Chordata; Mammalia; Carnivora; Mustelidae
Gene: PTGER3
Product: prostaglandin E receptor 3
Exons: 4
Coding region: 148-1317 (389 amino acids)
Biological process (GO): intestine smooth muscle contraction; adenylate cyclase-activating G protein-coupled receptor signaling pathway; inflammatory response
Cellular component (GO): plasma membrane
Molecular function (GO): prostaglandin E receptor activity
Source: RefSeq, a predicted model, not a curated record
GGCGGCGGCUACGCCCCGCAUCAUGGAGGGCAGCCCAGCCCUAUCCCCAGUCCGGGUGGACACCGACCUUCGCCGCCGCCCGCGCCCCGCCCGCCAGCUCCCGCUGCUGCUCUCCGGGCGCCGUCCCCUCCUCACCUCGAAGCCAACAUGAAGGAGACCCGGGGCGACGGGAGCGCCCCUUUCUGUACCCGCCUCAACUACUCUUACCCGGGCAUGUGGUCGCCCGAGCUCUCCGCCGCGGCGCAGGGCAACCUCACGGGUUCCCGGGACCCCCGCGAGGACUGCGGCUCCGUGUCGGUAGCCUUCCCGAUCACCAUGUUGAUCACCGGCUUCGUGGGCAACGCGCUGGCCAUGCUGCUCGUGUCGCGGAGCUACCGGCGGCGGGAGAGCAAGCGCAAGAAGUCGUUCCUGCUGUGCAUCGGCUGGCUGGCGCUCACAGACCUGGUCGGACAACUGCUCACCAGCCCGGUGGUCAUCGUCGUGUACCUGUCCAAGCAGCGCUGGGAGCAUCUCGACCCGUCGGGGAGGCUCUGCACCUUCUUCGGUCUGACCAUGACCGUCUUUGGGCUCUCCUCGCUCUUCAUCGCCAGCGCCAUGGCCGUCGAGCGGGCGCUGGCCAUCCGGGCGCCGCACUGGUACGCGAGCCACAUGAAGACGCGCGCCACCCGCGCGGUGCUGCUCGGCGUGUGGCUGGCGGUGCUCGCCUUCGCCCUGUUGCCGGUGCUGGGCGUAGGCCAGUACACCAUCCAGUGGCCCGGGACAUGGUGCUUCAUUAGCACCAGGGAAGGAGGCAACGGGACUAGCACGUCGCACAACUGGGGCAACCUCUUCUUCGCCUCCACCUUUGCCUUCCUGGGGCUCUCGGCGCUGGCCGUCACCUUCGCUUGUAACCUGGCCACCAUUAAGGCCCUGGUGUCCCGCUGCCGGGCCAAGGCCACCGCGUCGCAGUCCGGCGCCCAGUGGGGCCGGAUCACCACCGAGACAGCCAUCCAGCUCAUGGGGAUCAUGUGCGUGCUGUUGGUCUGCUGGUCGCCGUUGCUGAUAAUGAUGUUGAAAAUGAUCUUCAAUCAGACAUCGGUUGAGCACUGCAAGACUCACACUGAAAAGCUGAAAGAAUGCAACUUCUUCUUAAUAGCUGUGCGCCUGGCCUCACUGAACCAGAUCUUGGAUCCCUGGGUUUAUCUGCUGCUAAGAAAGAUCCUUCUUCGAAAGUUUUGUCAGAUCAGACACCACACAAACAACUAUGCAUCCAGUUCCACCUCCUUACCCCACCAGUGCUCCUCAACCUUGAUGUGGAGUGACCAGUUGGAAAGAUGAAAGAACGGAGCUGAAUUUUUAUUGAAAUUCCUGCUUGCCUGAGUUUAUGUAUUUCCUCCCACCUGAGAAGGAGAAUUUAUGUUUGAUUUGGAUUAUUUCUUCAUUUUCAUCUUUAAAAAAAAUUUAGUAUUUCUUCUUGUCAGUAAUACCCACUGAAACCAGGUUUAUUAUCAUGCUUUGUGUCUCUGAGUGUCAAAUUGUUUUCUGGGACUGGGUUUUGAGUACAUAUUAAGAAGUUAGGCAUGAUUUCACAGAUAAUGAUUGGUGAAAAGUGUGAAAAAGAAAAACCCAUUUUCCGAGAGUUUUCCUCCGACUUCAAACCUUUGCCUGAAUCUCAACCAGUGCGGACAUCUUUACAUUUUAUGGUAGUCUUGAUCUUAUAACGAGUUUGAAAAAAAAAUCAAUAUAAGCUUUCAACAAUGAAAAGUCAACAUUUUGAAAUCAAGAAUUCAAUGAAUAGGACAUAAACUUAAAUGAGAUAGAAAAGGGUUCCCAGAUGGAGGCAGGAGGGUGCCAUGAUAAAUGAUAUUUAUGCCAAAUGUGUGAUGAAUGUAUUGGAGAUACUGUGUCCCUCUGGGCUAAGCUUGGAACUAAGCAUCUCUAGGUCUGUGUUCUGGUUAUGUGUCGCAGUCUACUGGCAAUCAACAUAAGGGUUAUGUGUCUUUGAAGACUGAAAAGAGUGGAUGCAGCUAAGAGCUUUCCUGAAAUGUCACAGGAAACAAUACUGAGGCUACAUGAUUAACUGUUGUGUUAGAGCAGUAAAAAAAUCCAGGCACAGCCUUCUGAUUUAUCACUAUCUGUUCAGGAUUUCUUAAAAUUUCUUCCCAGGUGUCACACAAAAAGGCAAAACUAAUAAGUGACAUAGUAAUUCAAUAGCAAAUUUUGUUACAUUUUAUAUAAAGGAAACUAUGUCAUCUGAAUUGAAAUGAGAAAUUCUAUGAACUUUUAACAAAUACUUUUGAGUCAUUGGAUGUCUUUCAGCUAAUGUCCUUAGCUGUUUGUAAAUUCAACCAAUCUUUCUUUCUCUUGCCUUUCUUCCCACCUCCGCACCUUCCUCCUUCCUUUUCCUCUUAUCAUUCACUUAAUGCAACACGUAUUUAUUGAGUGUCCUUCUUUAGGCACUGUGCUAAGGGCCAUGCUGUGACCUACAAGGACAUCUUAGGAAGACAUGAUAAUAUGGUACCAGUAGUUUUGCCAUAGAAGCCCAUACUAUGAUUCCACUGUCAUCUCUGUCAACUAGAUUAAACCAAAACAGUGAGUCAUUCCUUUAAGUAGUUGAAUCAGUUGUGGAUUAGCUGGAAAAUUAUAUUCAUUCGAACUUGUAUUUUAAAUGGCUUUAUGUAACUCACACAAAGAUGAUGUAUAUAAUCCCUUUAUUCAGUUUUAAAUUCAAUGAACUUUUUGAGCAACCAGAAUUUGCCAAUAAUCAUAAGAAUGUCCAUACUUCUGUUACCACUAUCUAUCAUCCAUCUAUGUGGUUGUCUAGUUGUCAUAUAUUUAUUAUUUUAUUUUUACAAAAGAAGCCCAAGUCUACAGAGGGCUUGCCCAGUGUCACAUGGCUAAUAUAAGAAUUCAGAUCCAUUGUCAGUUCUUUGAUUCCAGGUUUAUUGUUCUUCCUACACUACAGUGGGGAUGUGAGAUCUGCCUCAAUGAUAUUCCAUUUAUAAGACGAUGUGAUAUGGUAAUAAAAGCAUGGGUUUUGGAAUGAAACCUGGAUUUAAAUCUGGCUGUCCACUUACUAGCUCCUUGACCUUGAGAAAUCUGAUUAAUUUCAUCAAAUCUCAAUGAAUUAAUCAAUAAAUUAAAGAUAAUAAUACUUACUUGUGGGGUUAUUGCAAUAAUGCAUGUAAAGUGAGUCUAACACAGUAGAUGCUCAAUAAGUACUAACUGCAAUUAAUUCUUUAUCUAGACUUAUCUCCAGCUAUAUAAUAUGAGUUCUCAAUUUCAACUAUAAUCUGGCUUCCUGAUUGUAUAGGUUUACAUGUCAUGGACAGAAUCACCUUCAAAUCUCUUGAUGCUAUUCUUGUUUAUAAUAUUUCAUGAUUACUUUUUCCCAGGCAAAACCUACCCAUCUCCCACAUGUGCAAAUUUCAUCUUGUCUUUGGGUCUUGAACAAUUAAAGGAUCUUUUUUUCUCUCCUUACCUUUAUCCAACUCUGAAGUUACAUAGUGCUCAUUUUGAUGAUUAUUGUAUUAUUCUUCAAAUAUUUUCAUUACGUAUUUUUUCCCCUUAACAAAAAUUCUAUUUCUUGGUGGGCAGAACCCUUUUCUAAUAUUUUCCUCAUAAGUCUCUUAGCACUGGUGCAGUAUUUGACCCCAAGAAAGAUGCUCCUUAUUUGGUAAAUUCUCACUGAAGGUAAAAUUUAUGUACAAUAUUAGCAGUUGCCAAUUUAAAUGAAUGUGAUAGAAAGUCUUUCAUUUCUAUGUUGCUAUUCAACUUGGAAAAUUUUAUGUUAAACUUCCCUGAUUUAAAAAUGCUAA